Paramuricea clavata is the source of this 6329-nucleotide messenger RNA. The record is from the annotation of a GenBank genome assembly. Lineage: Eukaryota; Metazoa; Cnidaria; Anthozoa; Malacalcyonacea; Plexauridae.
AUUCGAGAUUUGAUACCAAAACAAAACGAAUUUUGUGUUUUUUUGUUGAAAUAUCAUGAAAGAUUUCAAAGAAAUGAGUACGAUUCAAAUCAAAGACCGUGGAAAUGCUCAUUUUGCGAAAAAGCAGUACGAACUAGCCAUCGAUUGCUAUAGUAAAGCGAUUGUAAGUAACCGAACGUCAUGCUUGAAAAAACCUGUUUAUUUACGUUUUGUUUAUGAUUUGCUGACGCUAUUAGUGUGGUUUUAAUGACUCGAUACUUGCUGUUAUUAAGUGUCGUCAUAAUAGUUUAGAUGGAUAUAGUUUAAAACCUUAGUACAGGCCAGCAGAACUCAGAUGGUUGUCAAACUUCUGUUUUAUAUAUUUAAAGCUGCAAUACACCCAACCAAUUAUUUUACUCCGUCUAAUGCCAGACGAUUUUAUUCGUCAAGGGAACAGAUUGACCACCAUCUGCUGCACAUAGUGCUUAGUGAAAUUCAACCCACCAAUAUUCACAGCUUUCAGAAUUAUCUGGGCAAUCUAGGGAGUCGUCGAUCGAACAUCAAGUCAUCCAAAAUUAACUGGUGCAUAUUGAUUAGAUAGCAACACAAGCACACAACUGAGCUCAAUCUGGAACCAAAUUAUAACGUAAAGCUUAGAGUAGAGGAAGGAGAGCAGAAUUGAUAUUUCAUGUACUAUUUCUAGUUAAUUAGGGCACUAAGAGCCUGUUUAUAUGGAAGGGAGUUACCCAGCAAGACGAGUUACUUGGCCAGGUGGAACAAACAGGCGUUCUGUUUAUAUGGAAUCGAGUUACUCAGCAUUUGCUGUAUGAUUGCCGAAGUGGUGCCAAAACACAAAAAGGAUUUAAGUCGUCUGAAACGUUAAAAAAAAAUUACAGAAUGUCGGCAAAAUACAAUAAUAAGCACCGAGAAAUGCAGCAGCGAUUAUAUUUCAAAUGCAAAGCACAUUACAUUUAAUCUCGGGCGGCCGAGUUACACAGAGUGAAAUAAUAAAUCAGCAUACAUUAGAGCACAUUCCAGUUUAAUGAGUUAACAUAAGAAAUUACUAGUUAAUAGUUAUCAACUUAUCAAGGAAUACUGGAAUGAAGUCCUCUCAGAGGUAUUAAAAGGCACAUGCUAAUAAUUAUAUUUUAAAGACCAAGAAUCCCAACAUGGCAACACUGUUCACAAAUCGAGCGCUGUGUUACUUGAAGUUGAAAAAGUGGGAUCAGGCAUCGAGUGAUUGCAGACAUGCGCUGGAACUGGAUAACAAUAUUGUCAAAGGAUAUUACUUCCUUGGCCAGGCGUUACUUGAACAACAGUUGUAUGACGAGAGUAUUACAUAUUUGCAAAAAGGUGAGAAGGUUGGUUUUAACAGGGGGUGUAGUAUCGCAUUUGCCAACAACAAAAUUGGGGGGGGGGGGAGCUAAAAAAUGUUUCCUUGCAUACCAUUUUUCACUAACUUUCGAAUUAAUGUACCGUAAUUGGUUAAAUUGUUUGGUAAUAUUUUCGUAAAUUUAUCAAAUUCUUUGCUAUAACUAUUACUUUUUAAUCCAAGCCUCUCAAAUAUUUUCGCUAACCACGAAACAAUUUGCCAAUAAAUCGUUAUUUUGCUGACAAGAUGUUUUCGGGGGUGUCACACCCCAUACACCCCCCCCCCAUAGUGAUUCCCCUGCAUACAUACCUUUUACAAUAUAUGUGAAAUUUACUCAUUUUAUCGUGAUGCGUUUUGUAUGAGUUUGUAGAAUACUCAGAGAAUUCAGGUUGAGAGGUGUACUGUACCUGAUUUUCAGUUAAAUUAUACCAGCAUUGCAUGACAGGCAAAUGUGGUAGUGAAAUUUCAGCAAAACCCUUCCAUUAUAAUCAGACUAUCAUGAGAGCAUUUUUUUCCUUUUCUUGAAGCGCUGGACACAUCCAAAGAACAGAAACGAAGCUUUGGCGAUGAUAUCACGUUUUCUCUUAGACAGGCACAGAAAAAGGUACACAUACAAUACCACUGACCAUGAAAUGCCUCUACCUUUGUUCAUUUUGCCAAAUGCAAUCUUCAUAUUAAACCUUAAUUUAAAAGCCACAAUGGACAACUUGCAUGUUAGACUAAAUUUUAAUCUAAGAAACGAGAAGGGAAUCAAACACCACAGUUAAAAAGAACAUAAUGAAAUUAGUAAAACUGCAAAAUUUGGUUGCGAAAUGUUGUAAAAUACAGAAAAUAUAGCCUUGCGAAGUUUGCGUAUUUUCAGCAUAUUUGUAUUACGUGCGGAAAUUGUUACCAUUUUCGGGUCAAAAAUGGUAACAAUUUCCGCACGUAAUACAAACCACGGUUAAUCUAUUAACCGUGUACAAACAUACUGAAAAUGUGUAAACUUCGCAAGGCUAUAUUUUCCGUAUUUUACAACAUUUCGUAACCAAAUUUUGCAAUUUUACUGAUUUUAAUAAGUUCUUUACGGGAAUUUACUUUUUUUGACUAAAUCAAAAAUUAGUCUAACAUGCAAGUUGUCUAUUGGAUUGACUGAUAAUUCAAAUUUGUAUUCCCACCAAUAUUAGGCUAAUUUACAUUUUUCGGGACGCCCUGUAUAUUGCGCCAUUUAGAGGUUUCAAAUACAAGAGAAGAGAAGAAUUCAACAAGAAAUUGGACUACAGACAUACCUUACUAAUCUAAUUACACAAGACGUGGAAAGGUACAAAAUAUGCACACUAUUUAGUACUAUUUAAUUUAAACAGGAGCAGAGUGCAUUAUCAGAUAUAAAACACGAUCGAGGCGACAGUCGAGUGUCCAAAAUCUGAUAAAGCAGAUUGGUUGUGUUUUAAAUGGUUCAAAAAACGACCCAUCUUAUGAGCAGGCUUUUAGCCAGGAUCCUAAAAGAGGGCGUCCAAUUUUGGUACAACGAUACAUCUACAGUAAGGGGGGGGUUCGAGAAAACGUUCCUCUGAAAACCUUUGAAGUUUACGUUACUUCAUAUCAGUAUCUAUUCCAAGCUCAUUCAAAAAUUUUCAAACACACUUGGCUUUGUGAGUACUGAGUUUGUGCCGCUAUGCUUCUUUACUUAACUAUGACAUUUUCAUUCAGUCAGGUACACCAUCAAAUUCAUGAUGAAAAUGUCAAAUUAAUGUAUAAUAAUAAUGAGAAUUGAAGCUAUUUUGUCAGAUAUAUUAAACUUAGGGAAAUCAUUGAAAAUAAUUUCCCUUUUUCUCCAGAAUUUAGGCGUCCAAAGGCGUCCAUUUUUUGUUCUAUGCUUCUGGCUAAAAGCCUGCUUAUGAGUUCAUUGGUGAAGUAAUUUUAAAAAUCAUCGUUGGAGACAAUCAAAGCACAGUUUUCUAAAAAGUAUUCAUUCGGCAACUUGAAACUAGGAGUUAGAAAAAGGGGCACAAUUUCAUCCAACAUUCCUUAGCGCCAUCUCUUCCCAUAAUUUAGAAAAUCGUCCGCACUCAAGAGCUCAUCGGAAGAAGAAAAUCAAAGUGAAAAAGACAGAAUACAAGCUGAGGGGGUGAGUAACAUGAUCCCGACUUUGAUUGCGUUCAAAAUGACAGAAAAAAACAACUUGAGCCUUGCAGGUAUGCUUGACUAUCUUAAGCUUUACUAUUUACAUUGAUGUAUAGGAAAAACAUAUUGCCAAAGUCAACGAACUGUUUGCAAACGUGGAUGAAAGGAGGAAGGUUUGUAUGGGCAGAAAUUACUACUGUUUGGCUGAAGACGGUCACAUCAUCUACCAUAUGUAUCCAGAAUUUUAUUGAUUCUUCUAAUAUUUUCAUUACAUUUCAGCAACGUGAAGUUCCAGAUUAUUUAUGUGGAAAGAUUAGUUUCGAAAUAAUGAAAGAUCCUGUUAUCACGCCUAGUGGGAUAACGUAUCUUUUCUGAAUGACUUUAUAUGAUCGAUGUUGUUGAAGUUGUGACUGUUGGGGUAAUAAUAGAAGAGGCAAAGGCAAGCCUCGGAGGUUACAGUAAAACUUUGUGGGGAGGUGUGCACCUCCCCUGAGUUCGUUUUACACCUCCCCUGAGUUCGUUUUACACCUCCCCUGAGAAUUUUUGCACCUCCCCUUGGGAAAGUUUCAAUGAUAGAUCAAAGUAAAAUUUGACAAUUUUUUUAGUUGCUUACGGUCUACACUUCGUAAGAAAGUUUUUCUGUAAAACUGAAACAGUGAUAGCCAUUCAUCUCUGUGUCAAGUACUGUACCCUUUUAAUGCAAUAUUUUGAAAGAAACUUUGUAGCAAUUGUAAUGAAGGGCAAAAUUGGACGAGUUGUACAGUCAUAGUUCAUUAAUACACUGAUACAUAUGUACACUACAUGCAUACGUCACGUCGUUGACUUUGGCUCGUUCUACGGUAAGAACUAACUUUCCAUGGGGGUCGUGAGCUAGACCGCUGCACCUCCCCUAAAUUUUUUCCAUCUCCCCCACUAUUUCCACCAAAAUCCAACCUUGGUGCAAGCAUGCAUUGGUGCAAGGUUGAACAUUCCAAAUUUCUGUUGGGCGUCUCGCUCGAUAGGAUGGAAGAUUUUUUGUGGAUGAAAACUGUGAGACAUACCAACCUCCUCCAGGGUAUCAACCUGCAACAGUUUGAAUACCCUGGAGCAGGUUGCUAUGAGUCACUUAUACUUCAGCUUGCAAAGUUUGUCAAUGUUGUAUAUUCAUUUCCACUGUUCAUAUCACAUUUCUCCAUGUUUCGUAUCAAUUGCUUAUCAAUUAUAUUCCUAUACAGAUAACAUACCAUAUUAGCACCAGAAACUUUGUAGGAAACUUUUCGAGACGGCUGUGUCCAACUCAGAUCACAAGCUUCAUCAUGUGUUAGCGCCCAGAAAUAUUCCACUACAUUACCUAAGAAAACAGCGUUCCUAAAGUGAAAACUAUAAUCUAUUAUACAUAUUCUACAAAAAUGCAACUAUAUAUGUGCCAUCUGGCAGGCACCAAGUCUAUUAUAAAGGCCGAAAGGCGAUGCCUCAGCACAUAUAGUAUGUACAUUUCCUUAACGCUGAUGUUAGAUAUGAUCGUAAAGAUAUAGAGGAACACUUGCAGGUUUGUGCUAUAUACUCUACUAGUUUAUGUAUAUAUAUGUAUGGUAUUAAAUAAUGUAUAAGGAAAACAAAGGCAUUACACUUUGGCAUAAGUAAACAUUUGACAUCGAAGGUAGAAAGAAUACAUUUACUAUCAAUCUUUGAAUGUGCAAAUCCAAGUAUUGGCUCUAAUAAUAUAUGCAAGAGAUUACAACUAUUCACAUGUUAUCAACAUCAACUUUGGGCAACUGAGCUUUGAGAUCACCACCCCACCACGUACAUUUUUUAAAGUUGUAUAAUUUUCUUGCAUUUCUAGAGAGUGGGACAUUUUGAUCCAGUAACGAGGACAGAAUUGAAACAAGGACAGUUAAUACCGAACUUAGCAAUGAAAGAGGUUGUUGAUACUUUUGUGAGCGAAAAUGAAUGGGUGGUCAUGGAAUAUUGAUACUUUUUUGACGUCAUAAUGAUGUCAUCUGGUGACGUCAUUAAUGACAUCAUCAAGUUAUGUCAUCAUGUGAUGUCAUUAUCCGAAGUCGUCAUAGUUGGGUGAACAAUAGAUAUUUUGUCUUGGAAUAUAAAAGUCUCAUUUUAUGACGUCAACGUGUGAAACAUAACGUCGUAACAUUGUCUUACUGCAUGACAUCAUUAUGCAUUAAUUAAAACAUUGCGUGUGAUGAAGAACAUUGUUUGAAUAAUCUUUUGGAAUGUUGAAGUUGUUCAUAACAUAUGUAUAUCAUUACAAUGAUGUCAUGAUGUGACAAUGUCAUACAUUACGUAUUAAAAUUUACAGCAGAUUGAUACGAAAGUUGGAUUUCAAAUGUUGGGCCACAGUAUGAUUGGUUUCGACAACCACCUACAAUCGAUUUGUUUUGUGCUUUCUGAAAGUUUUGGCACCCAAAAAAGAGUGAAAUCAAUGUGUGUGUAAACAUUAAGUACAGUAAGAGUGAAAACUGUUGUUCCAUGUAAAUAUAGUAUAUGUAACCAAUGUGUUUUUUAUAAAAUCAGCAACUAUUUAAUGUUGUCCAACAUUACUGUAUUUAAGAGAGAUGUGACCAAUCUCUCGUUGUAAGGCUCCGUUCCCACCAGUGGCGAAGCCAGCCCGACAAUUUGGUCAUGCUAUGCAAAGAUUUCCGUGUUCAUAGACCGUGAAAACAACAAUUUCUAAGAAAUCGAUGAUUUAAAAUUUGCAUAGCAUGAUCAAAUUGUCGGGCUGGCUUCGCCACUGGUUCCCACAGGACUUUAUUAUUAAAAUUGGUUGAAAUAUGGGUAUAAAAUAUCUUGCACUUACCCAAGGUUAAGUACUCGGGCAGACACAAAGGCUGCAAUUUUAGGUAUACUGUUAUAUCGAGUAUAUUGUUAUUCUGGUAAC